Stegastes partitus (bicolor damselfish) is the source of this 1577-nucleotide messenger RNA. It is a transcript of the gene gabarapl2, whose product is annotated as GABA(A) receptor-associated protein like 2. NCBI's taxonomy places the organism in Eukaryota, Metazoa, Chordata, Actinopteri, Pomacentridae. The record is from RefSeq and is a predicted model, not a curated record. The coding region runs from base 174 to 545 and encodes 123 amino acids. The transcript has 4 exons.
GGCGGACACACAAACACACACAGACACACAAACGCUCCGUUAACGGCUCGUUUUGGGCGCUUUUGUCUGGAUUUAGUCGCACGUUUGCUCCGAAACCCGCCGCAGGUCCCGCAGGUCCCGCAGCCGCCGCUCCGCCGCCUGCCGUCACGCCUCAGUGCGGGGAUCCAGCAAAGAUGAAAUGGAUGUUUAAAGAGGACCAUUCCCUCGAGCACCGAUGUGUGGAAUCAGCCAAAAUACGCAACAAAUACCCCGACAGAGUACCGGUGAUCGUGGAGAAGGUCUCCGGCUCCCAGAUCGUGGACAUCGAUAAGAGGAAGUACCUGGUGCCGUCCGACAUCACGGUGGCCCAGUUCAUGUGGAUCAUCAGGAAACGCAUCCAGCUGCCUUCAGAGAAAGCCAUCUUCCUGUUCGUCGACAAAACCGUCCCCCAGUCCAGCCUGACGAUGGGGCAGCUGUACGACAAGGAGAAGGACGAGGACGGCUUUCUGUACGUGGCCUACAGCGGAGAGAACACCUUCGGGCGACAGCAGACAGCACAGGAUUAACACCGACGCACACAUGCUGGUGCUCAGAGCUUCAGACACAAGCACCCACACAUUCGGCACCUUCAUUCAUGGUCGAUUUUUGAUACUGAAAAACACACAUUUAUGCUGAAAAUUAACAAAAAACGCGACAACAGACAAACUUUUUUGACAGAUUACCUUCAGGCUCGUCGGCCUUUUCGUCCUGGUUGCUGUUUUAAGGUCAGUUGUGGAGAGAAAACAUCUUUAACACUGCCGUAAACCAGAGUAACAGUCAACACGCAUCACAGGCACAUGGUUAGUCCUCCACAGGUAGACACACACACUACAGAUUCAUUUCCUCUGUCGUCACAGAUGUUUGUGUUGAGACAGAAACGCUGUAAUCAUGUGACUAGAAGCAUUAACCUCAUCCUAUGUCAUGUAUGAACCCUUCAGUAUGUAACGCUGCUCCGGUCCAGGUGGAGGUGGAGGUGGAGGAACGCUGGACGCUGCAUUUGCACAUUACUUUGGCUGAACAGACGUCAGCACUGAACCAGGAUUCAGACUCGAGAGCAAAGCAACACUUUACCUGAAGGAAGCAACGUUUCACCUUCAGAUUGACUGAAGCACACAGGUGUGCACUUGUUAGUUAGCUUUAGCAUUUUUUAGCCUUAGAACUCCAGAAGCAUGACGUUUUCAGGGCUUGAGCAGUAGAACAAAUAAUUAAACAUAAAUGUGUAACAUGUCCAUUUCUAGGGAGUUAUUUUGAUAACUGUCUCUUUAAAGCCUGCUUUCGUCUGAUUGGCCGACUCCAGGAAGCCUGCACCCGGUGCUUGUGAGCAUCACUGCCUGUACUUUGGCAUAAACUGUUAAAAAACAAGAUUCCUCAAAAAAUCUGGCAGCAAACAUUAAAAAACUGUAAAAAUAGCAGCAAAUGUGUAAAUGAAAGAUAUUUUUAAUUCCUUUAAAAACAUGAACUGCUUUUUGUAAUUCCAUCGAUCUUUGACGUGAACAUUAUUUACAGUUUUGGUCGGGUUUUAUUUUUAUAGGUAACAUGUAAAUUUACUCUUUUUUUAU